CGGGGAUUGAGGGCGAGAGGGAAAUAUGGCGGCCAUCAGGCGAGGAAGAACAUCAGUUGUUUUGUCGUCUGUCUCCUUACAAAUUCUUUUCUACUUAAACGGAGUUUAUUAUAUAGUUUAUUUCUUGGCAACCCUAUUGAUGAUUAUUUAUAAAAGUCAGGUUUUCACUUACCCAGGUGAUUUCUUGGCUCUUGAUCUUCUGUUGCUGUUCAUUAUGGGCAUUUUAGAAUCAAUCCGGCUAUACUUUGGUACUAAAGGGAACCUAACAGAAGAAGAAGCUCCGCUGGGGGUCAGUCUUGUUCUCUCUGUUGGCAGUGUAAUUCUGUCUGUCUACUUUUUGGUGUGGCAAACUUAUGUCCUGAGAGCAGAUGUCAUUAUUAAUGCUGUGCUACUUGUUACAUAUGGGCUUGAAGGAAUUCUACAGAUCAUAGCCAUUGCUGCAUUUGUCAGCUAAAUCACAUAUUGAUGUCUGUGGUGCAUUUAUUGCCUUCAAAAAACAGCACUAUGCAUCUUUAAACUGUAUCCUUGUAAAAGUACAGAGGUUUAAUUUUCUCAAAUGAAACACUGGCAAAGUUCAUCCUUGUUACGCUGCAAAGUUUCAUAAACCUUUUGUGAGCUAGCAUGUAAUCUGGGACUCUUAGAAUAACUAGUAGUCAAAUAUGUUUGCAUUUUUGUUGGACUCUAGUGUUAAAUUGGUAGGCAGAACACAGUGUUUGUAUGCAAAUCAGUGCUGAUUUACAAUUUAUGUGGCAGACAGGUUUGUUGUUUGUCCAUCAUGGCUUCUAGUGAACAACAUUGUGCACAGAAUCAUAUAGUAGACAAAUACCAGGAAUCCAUGAUAGUCCGUGGCUUCUUACAGUGUAUGUCUGCCACAUGGUUAUAGGCAUUGGUGGCCCCUUUAAAUGAUAAGUAUGUUUCUUGGGGAAAACAUAGUGAACAGGCAGCAUACAAUAUUAGUCAGAAUAAAUUUAACCAAGGGCCAUGAUCUAGAUUUUUGCGGCAUAUUGAAGGUGAUUUCCAUUAUUAUAAUAGAAUAAAAGUCAUGUAUUAAUGAAUCAGAUACUGUGUGCAUAUACAUUCAAUAUUCAGAUUUCAAAAGACAUUUUUUACAUGACUUGGAAAUUAGUAUGUGUCAGCCCUAAGUAUAUUUACUAGUAAGGUUGGUUUGCUGGUGUAUUGUACUUAAAGGAAUUGUAGAUUCAGGGUAAGUCUUGUUGAUUUCAGUGCAACUGUAAGGCUGAUGUGGGCCAGUUCUAUGUCUCUUCAGAAGUAAGUCCUAGUAAAUCAAGUAGAGUAUAUAUCAAUCAACAGUGCAGUCUAAAACAGAGUUAUACCCUUCUAAGUCUGUAAGGCUCUAGUCCUAAGGACACUUUCAUGGAAGUAAAACUGAUUAAAUAAAAUAAGAUUUACCCAUAGUCUUUCAGUAAAUAAUCUUUUAUUCUUAUCUUAUAGAGUUCUCAGAUGUCUAAUUUCCAAUGAGAGUCAGAAUUACACAAGUAUUAAAGGGUUCUCAGAUUUUAAAAACAUAUACAUAUUAUUAACAAACUAUGCUAUAACACAUUUGCAGACUUGGUUGGAUGAAGAUUAUUCCUUUGUACAUGAGUUACAGGAUACCAUUAAUUUGAUAACUUCAAUCAUUUAUCCCAAUAGUAAAUAGUUGUGGUUUUGUUUUUUGCUUUAAAAAAUGUCCAAAGAUACAUCUAAUGCUAGAACAGAACCCUGUUAUUCAAUUUUCAUACAAUUAAGAAAAGGCACUUCAGUAACUACAUCACUAAUUCAAGUCCCAUAUAAACUUCAAAGGAUUUUUAAAGUUGCUGUUCUGGGAACUGCAAUUUUGAAUAUUUUUUUCUUAUUCUGUCUGUUUAAAAAGUCACUUUCAUGUAUAUUUAAUGUGUCUUUGCCAAUAUUUUUGUUUUUAUUCUGUAAAACUUGUUCUGUAAAAACUUUUAGAAUGAAGUUUUUAGUAGCAUAGGUGUUCUAAAGAAGACCAUAUUUUAUGUAAUACUUGUCAUUUUUUAAAAUCUGUAUUUCAUAGGUUUAUAUUUUUCUAUCAGUAUAUUAAAAAUAAACAGAACAAAAUUGAUGCAGUUAUCAGCUGCAGAAUAAUUGUAUGUUUGGAGUUGGGGGGUUUUCUUUGGGUAGUUUCACUUCUCCUACAUUGUUAGACCCAAUAGGAAAG
This is a messenger RNA of Eublepharis macularius, 2179 nucleotides long. RefSeq names its product transmembrane protein 80 (gene TMEM80). Gene Ontology annotation, cellular component: ciliary transition zone. NCBI's taxonomy places the organism in Eukaryota, Metazoa, Chordata, Lepidosauria, Squamata, Eublepharidae. The coding region runs from base 26 to 454 and encodes 142 amino acids. The transcript has 5 exons. The record is from RefSeq and is a predicted model, not a curated record. Gene Ontology annotation, biological process: non-motile cilium assembly.